CCAUGGCCGGCGUGCAGCAAGGAGAGAAGCAGCUCUUCGAGAAGUUCUGGAGAGGCACCUUCAAAGCCGUGGCCACGCCGCGACCCGAGAGCAUCAUCGUGGCCAGUAUCACCGCCCGCAAGCCGCUGCCCAGUGGGACGCUCAGCUGCCUGCCGUACCCUGCGGAGGACAGACGGCCCGAGAAGCUGAGCAGCUGCGUGGUCAGGGAGCCUGCCAGCACCAAUGGCUGUGCCAAGGCGAGGGACAGACGGGACCAUGGCCACCGCAGGUCACGCAGCCCUUCGUGCGAUGGGGAACGGCCGCUGCCGGCUCGGGGGAAGAAGAAGAAAAAGAAAUCUGGCCGCAAGAAGAGAAGGAGGUCUCCCUCCUACAGCCCUUCACCUGUGAAGAAGAAGAAGAAGAAAAGCUCCAAGAAGCGAAAAAAAACCAGGUUAUCAUCAAAGAAGAGAAGGCACAGUUCUUCAAGCCCCAAAAGUAAGAGAAAGGAAGAAAGAAAACACAAAAAACACUCUCGUGGGCGCACCCGGAAAUCCCAUCGGCAUCGGCGCUGCCACUCUCGCUCAGAGAGCUCCGACUCCCACUCCCCCAGCUGCCGGAGCAGGCACAGAGCCAGGUCUCGGGAGGAAGGGCGUAAAACACGGCGAAGGCGCUCCUGGCACCAUUCAAAGAUCACAGCAAAGAGAAGCUCCUCUGCAGAGGUUCAGGCCAGUCAAAAAGCCAGCCAAACCCUCCCACUCUACAGCUUCCUGUCUUCUAAGGAAGUAAUCUCUCAGUCAGGGUCUUCUGCUGACCUCUUUACCAAAACAGACAGCCCGCCUGGCAACCUAGCCAGCCAGAAUGGAGAGUAUCAUGAAUAUGACUCAGGAAACGAUACUUCCUCCCCUCCCUCCACUCAAACGAGCUCAUCCAGGUCAAAGGACAGCCAGGAGAAAAGAAGUCUAGUCCAUGAUGGCUUUGGCCAUGCCUUCUCGUCCGGGAAGCCCAAACUGGCCAACAGCGAUAACAGCUCUGAUUCAGGAAAUUCCUUCACCAGUUGCUUUUCCCACACCAAGGGAACAGCUUUGGAAAAUCUGUCUCCAGAUGCCCAGGGACAAGACCGAAGAGCGUGCCUACCGUCAUGUCUGGGCUCCUCAGAGGACAAGAAGCGAAUCCCGCUGCCCUCAGCGGCGCGCAGCUCUCCGCGCAGGCCCGGCUCCCGCAGCGCCUCCUGCAGCAGCACGGGCCGCUCCUCCCCCGCCUCCAGCCGCUCCUCGCACCGCCGGGCCUCGCCCAGCUCCUCCCGAAGCAGGUCCUGCUCCUCGGCAAGGAGGUCUUCCUCACGUUCCCCCAGCUAUUCCUCCAAAUCCUGCAAAAAAAGUCCUGGGAGUAGAAGUUCGAGGCCUCGCCGGAGCCCCAGUUACUCCCGCUACAGCCGUAGCAGGGACCGCGAGCGGGAGCACAAGUACAGCUCCAGCGAGAAGGAGUCGCACCGGGAGCGGCAGCGGCGGCGCCGCUCCUACUCCCCCCUGAGGAAACGCCGGAGAGACUCUCCCAGCCACCUGGAAGCCCGGCGCAUCACAAGUGCCCGCAAACGCCCCAUCCCCUACUACCGUCCCAGCCCCUCCUCGUCCAGCAGCGCCGGCAGCUAUUCCUCCUGGUACAGCAGCUUCAGCCGCUCCCCGAGCCGCAGCCGCAGCUACUCCAGCUACCGGACGAGCCGGAGCCGAAGCUGGAGCAGCAGCCGGAGCUCGGGCCCCAGGAGCAGCCGCAGCAGGAGCAGGAGCUAUGACUCAGGAGCCAGCUCCGACAGCCUGCGUCGUUAGGGAGUGCCACUGCUGGCUGACACCGGGUGCCGGCGUCACCGCCACAUUCCUGGCAUUCUCCGCUUCCUUCCCACCUACCUGGCCAUCGAUAGCAAUCAUCCCCGAUACUGACGCGGUGGCACUGCCGGGUCCCCCUUCCCCGGUCGGGAGUAAGAGCCCUGGAGCGCCUGGUGCAGCCCCUCCUCCCCAGCGCGGAGCGGGUGGCUCCGUCCCAGCUCCCCAGGCCAGGCUGGAAGAAGGGUCGGUGCUUUAGAGACGGUCUGUCAGCUCAGACCUGCUCCAUCCUCCCCGAUGCUCCCAUCUCCCCAUUGCUACUGCUCUCCAAAGCACUACCAGCGGUCCGAAGGAAAGAACUCUGCUCCUUGCUCUUCUCACAUACCAGGAACCAACAAAAAUUCACUUCUGCUGGAGAGACAGACCCAGUUGGGGAGGAGUCUGCUGGAAAACUUCGGUGACGGCUGGGGGGAUGGUUCUCCCCACCAAGGCAAAUACCAGGUCCUUUGGGUCUCUCCUCCAGAGCUGCUGCCCGCUCUGCAGAGAAAAUAUUUAUUUUUUGCCAGUCAGCCAGUCCCUGCUAUAAAUAGAAGACUAGAAAUCCCUCCCAAUGUACUUCCUGGGGGGAAAAAAAAGCCUGUUUGCUCUUUCUUCUGCCCUUUCCUACCAGGCAGCAGCACCUUUUGCAGGAUUGUUUUAUCCCCCCAGCACUGAAUUGCUUGCAAACCACCUGCUGAGGUCUGAAGCAGGCCUGGGGCUGGUGGGGUACAAGACAGAGGGGAGGUGGUGCCGUGCUGUGCUCCGAGGGCUGGGCCACGCAGGGGA
This is a messenger RNA of Melozone crissalis (California towhee), 2621 nucleotides long. RefSeq names its product serine/arginine repetitive matrix 4 (gene SRRM4). The record is from RefSeq and is a predicted model, not a curated record. Gene Ontology annotation, molecular function: mRNA binding. NCBI's taxonomy places the organism in Eukaryota, Metazoa, Chordata, Aves, Passeriformes, Passerellidae. The transcript is spliced from 13 exons. Bases 3 to 1802 code for a protein of 599 amino acids. Gene Ontology annotation, biological process: neuron maturation; mRNA processing; regulation of RNA splicing. Gene Ontology annotation, cellular component: nucleus.